GCGUUCAUUGACGUUUCGAUGAUUAGCUUUGGUGUUUUAACAUUUAUAUCAUUUGUUGCAUCAAUUCAUUUAUAAAAUGAAUAGAACAAAGUCAUACAAAUCAAGAAGUCGAUCCAGAUCAAGGGAAAAACACAGAAAACGAAAAUAUGAUCGAGAACGAAGUUCUGACAGCUCAGAAGAAAGAGACCGUAACAAAAGGAAGAAAAAGAAAUCGAAAAAGGCAUCGUCCAGGUCUCGAUCACCACAUGACCGUGACAAAAGGAAACAUCGUCGGGACUCCAACAGUGGCAAUGAGUCUGACCCCAGGUCAAGGUCACAUAAGAGCAAGAAGCAUCGUGGCAGCGAUAGUUCAGACUCCGAUGCAUCAGAUGGAGAGGGUUUAAGAGGUGGCAGCGUGUUGUCACGGCUCAGUGCAGAACAGAUGGAGAAGUUAAAGGAGGAGGCUAGGUUGCGAAAAAGCUACAUAAAGGCAGUAGAAACCCCUGAAGAAAAAAGAGCAAGGCGCCUUGCCAAAAAGGAGGCAAAGGAGAGAAAAAGACGAGAAAAGAUGGGCUGGGAUCAAGAGUACAUGGGUUACACAAACGUGGACAACCCAUUUGGGGACGAACACCUUACAGAUACAUUUGUGUGGACGAAGAAAAUCUCAAAGGAAGGAAAUGAAGAGCUCGAUAAAAACCAGAUACACAUGAUGACCAAGAAAAAAAUGGAGGAAAACAGGGUGGAGUUGGAAAAGGUCAAGAAACGCCGUCUGGAGCGUGAACGUGAAAGAGAGGAACGGGAAAAUGAAAGGGAAAUGUUGCAGAGGGACAAGGAGGCUGAGUAUUACCGGGAAUGGGAGAAAUCUGAGGAUACGUUCCACCUUCAACAAGCUAAGAUGCGCUCAGAGAUUCGUAUCCAGGACGGGCGGGCGAAGCCUAUCGACCUGCUUGCCAAGUACAUCAGUGCGGAGGACGAUGAGCUUGCUGUGGAGAUGCAUGAGCCCUACACCUAUCUAUAUGGUUUGACCUCUACUGACCUCGAGGAUUUGCUGGAGGACAUCAAGGUGUAUCUGGAGCUGGAGCAGGGAAAGAACACGGAGUACUGGCGGGACAUCGUCACGGUAACGGAGGAUGAGCUGCAGAAACUGAGGAAGCUGGAGAACACUAGAGAUUACCGAGACCUUCGUGAGGGUGUGAAUGCAGCAGUGACUGACGAAGUGGUGGCCGUGUUUAAGGGGAAGACGACCAAACAGCUGCUGUUGCUGGAGGAGCAGAUGAGGAAGAAAUUGGCGGGAGGAGAAGGGGUGGAUGUAGGUUACUGGGAGUCCUUGUUACAGCAGCUGAAGGCCCACAUGGCCAAGACUCGUCUCAGGGAACGACAUCAGGACGUCCUGAGAAAGAAACUCUUCAAGCUCAAACAAGAGCAAGGAAUAGAGUCCGCUGGUCUGUUUCCGGCGGGAUUACAAAGGGAGGGUACUCCAAAUUCUGGCCGUGCAACUCCAAACUCUGGUAGAUCUACACCUGUGAAGAAGUCACGGCCAACUGGUGCUGAUGGUGCUGAUGAUGUGGGAAGUAGUACUGAGGAUGUAGUCAAAGUGAAGCAAGAGGAGGAACAACCUGGUCCUAGCACAUCUGGAUUGGAGACGCAACAUUCCCCAGAGGGAGAAGCAGAAGACAACGAAAAUGAUGAAAUUGAACUUUCUGAGGAAGAUUUUGUGGAGGACCCAGCAGUUGUAGAGUAUCGUGCGGGUAACUACUCCCCCGUACUCUUUGCCCCGCGGGAAAUUGAUGAUUUAGAGGCGGUUAUAUACGACCCUCUUGAUGAUAUGAAGAAACUCGCACUGGCUCGCACACAGGUGAAAUCCACCGGUAAAGUCCGGUUGGACCAGGAGUCGGAGCUGAUAGAGAAGGCAAGGGAGGGCAUGGAUGAUGAGGAGGCCCAGUUCAGUGUGCAGCAUGAGCUUGAGAAACAGUCCUUCCUCUGGUCAGACAAGUACAGGCCUAGGAAACCAAGGUUCUUCAAUAGAGUACAUACUGGCUUUGAAUGGAACAAGUACAACCAGACCCACUAUGACAUUGACAACCCUCCGCCUAAGAUUGUACAGGGAUACAAGUUUAAUAUAUUCUACCCAGAUCUCAUUGACAAGUCCAGGACCCCAGAAUACACUGUGACGCCAAUACCAUCAGAACCAGAUUUUGCCAUUCUUAAAUUUCAUGCAGGACCACCGUACGAGGACAUUGCCUUUAAGGUUGUCAACAAAGAGUGGGAGCAUUCGUACAAACGCAGUUUCCGCUGUCAGUUUGCCAACAAUAUCAUGCAGCUCUGGUUCCACUUCAAGAGAGAACGCUACAGGAGAUAGCACCUGCAUAGUUUUGGGAACAAUUUGGGAUCCAGCUUACUCACCAUAGGAGUUAGCCUCUGUACAUUUUUGAGGACUCAUUUGUUCCCAGCUUGCUGCUGUAUUACAUUGGAACCACAUCAGCUUUUAUGACUGCAGGGCACCAGAGUGGGAUUCUUGAACUUAACCCAUGUUUACACUUCAUGUUAGGCACCUGUACUGGCUGGGUACCAAACUCACAUAUAAGUGACUUUGUUGACUCCUAACUCACUGGGAACCAGACUGGCAGAAUAACCCUUACGGUUCCCUGCUUGAUUGCAUUACUGCGUCUGCUUUUGAUCCUACAAUGGCUUGGCACAAAACUCAUAUUUAAGUGACUGUGUUUAUUUCUGACUCACUGGGAACCAUACUGACUAAAUUGCCCUAACAGUUCCCAGCUUGAUUGCAUUACUGCAUCUACAUUGGCUCUUAUAAUCGCUGAGUACCAAACUCAUGUUUUUGGGGCCAUGUUUUUUCAUGCAGUUAACCCUUUAAGCGCUGGAACCGAAUUUUGAAGGCCUUUGCAAACAGUUUGGAUCCAGAUGAGACGCCACAAAAUGUGGCGUCUCAUCUGGAUCCAAACUGUUUGCUAUUCUGAUAGUAAUCUUUGAAAAAAAUCAAAGAAAAUGCAAAUUUUAGAAAUUCAGCAGACGAUAUUUUAGCAGACGACAAAUUUCCCAGCAUGCAAAGGGUUAAGGUGGCUUACUCGCCCAUGUAAUGAGUGAAACAAAUUAUAGUAAAAGCAACAAGAUGCAUUGUGACGUAUAAAUAUGCUUCACUCAACAUAUCACUUCGCAAGAACAUGACAAUCGUUUCUCAUUGAAAAAUAAUGCUAUUGCAACUGCGAUAAGUGCACCAAAUAACCCAUGGCCCCUCCUACCUGGUAAAGGUAUCUUAAUAGUAGGCAAAGACAUUGCCAGUACCAUGAUGGGGUACCAUAUUCAAAUUCUAAGUAAUAUUCUUAGUUUUCUGAUGGGUACCAUAUUCAUAUUAAGUACCGUGACCAUGUCAGCUUGCAGAGAACGGUGACAUCGAGGAU
Dreissena polymorpha is the source of this 3395-nucleotide messenger RNA. RefSeq names its product cactin-like. Gene Ontology annotation, cellular component: cytoplasm; spliceosomal complex. The transcript is spliced from 18 exons. Gene Ontology annotation, molecular function: protein binding. The record is from RefSeq and is a predicted model, not a curated record. Gene Ontology annotation, biological process: mRNA cis splicing, via spliceosome. Bases 77 to 2338 code for a protein of 753 amino acids. Lineage: Eukaryota; Metazoa; Mollusca; Bivalvia; Myida; Dreissenidae.